Messenger RNA from Panicum virgatum (switchgrass), 1196 nucleotides. Its product is annotated as protein DOG1-like 3. Bases 80 to 919 code for a protein of 279 amino acids. Gene Ontology annotation, molecular function: sequence-specific DNA binding. The transcript has a single exon. Gene Ontology annotation, biological process: DNA-templated transcription. The record is from RefSeq and is a predicted model, not a curated record. Lineage: Eukaryota; Viridiplantae; Streptophyta; Magnoliopsida; Poales; Poaceae.
CGUCAUCACCAUUCAUCAUCACUCAGUCCAGUCCAGUGCCACGCACGGACCGGUGCGGGCAGGCGGCACCCCGGCGGGGAUGGACACGGAGCGGAGCCUCGCGGUAUACCGGCGGUGGAUCGCCGGACAGGAGGCGGGCCUCGCCGAGCUGGAGGCCGCGUCGGCCAAUGCCGCCGCGGGCCGGGCCACCGACGCCGAGCUGCGCGCCGUGGUGGCGCGGUGCAUGCUCGGGUACCAGGACUACGUCGCCGGCCGGCGCGCGGCGUCGCCGGGCGACGGCACCGCCUUCGUCGCCCCGCCCUGGUGCACCGCCUUCGAGAGGUCCGUGCUCUGGCUCGGGGGGUGCCGCCCCUCGCUCUCCAUCCGCCUGUUCUACAACCUCUCCGGGGAGGGCCUGGAGGCGCAGGCCGAGGAGUUCGUCAACGGCCGCGGGCCCCUUCCCAGGGGGAGGAUGGGGAUCACGCCCGGGCAGCUGGUGCUCGUCAACGACCUCCACUGCCGGACGCUGCACCAGGAGCACGCCCUCUCGGGUCGCCUCGCCACCCUGCACGAGGAGGUCGCGGACAGCCCGCUCUUCCCCAUCGUGCGCCAGCGCGCCGCGGCGACGGCGGCGCAGCUGGCAGUUACCGGCUGCGACGGCGCCGUCGGGAGGCUCGGGGUGGCCGGGCCGGGGGGCGUGGACGCCGAGGUGGACGCGGCGCUGAGCAGCUACAGGGCUGGGCUGGCGCAGCUGGUGGCGGAGGGCGACGAGCUGCGGAUGGAGACGGUGCGGGCGUUGGCCACGGAGAUCCUGACGCCACGGCAGGCGGUGGAGAUGCUGGCGGCGGACAAGCAGCUGCACCUCGCCGUCCGCGACUGGAGCCGCCGCACGGAAGGCGCCGGCGCCCAGCAGCGGCUCAACACGGGCCGCGCACCGUGACGGCCAACAGCGCCACCGCCGCCGCCCGCCGGACCCCAUGACAGGCUCGCCUUCCCUCUCACCCUUGCUUGCUGCCCUUCUUUCAGCAUCCCCGCGUGUGUGUGUGUAUACCCGGAAAUAACCACCUCUAGUACCGCCUGUCUUCUUUUAUAGCUAGCUAGUAGUACAUAUCAUCCUCCAUUGAUCUGUACAAAGCUCUUGCAUGCUUGUGUGCUAUAAGAAGCUAUUGUCCAAUGUGUGUGGUAGGUACAAAGCUCUUGCAUGCACUGUGGCUCGU